This is a messenger RNA of Arctia plantaginis, 327 nucleotides long. NCBI's taxonomy places the organism in Eukaryota, Metazoa, Arthropoda, Insecta, Lepidoptera, Erebidae. The record is from the annotation of a GenBank genome assembly.
AUGUUAUUCUGCCCAACAUGUGCCAAUGUUCUUAUGGUCGAAGAAGCUCCAGAAUCUGGACUGCGGUACGCUUGCAACACUUGUCCUUAUGUGUACAAUAUUAAAAAGAAAGUACCAUCGCGUACAUUCCCUAAAUUAAAGGAACUUGAUUAUAUUAUGGGAGGUGCCGCUGCUUGGGAGAAUGUAGACUCGACUGAUGCUGUUUGUCCCAAAUGUGGCCACGGAAGGGCUUUUUUUAUGCAACUACAAACUCGUUCAGCUGAUGAACCUAUGACAACAUUUUAUCGAUGUUGUAAUCACAAGUGUGCACAUAACUGGCGUGAUUAA